Toxotes jaculatrix (banded archerfish) is the source of this 2141-nucleotide messenger RNA. RefSeq names its product tubulin, beta 6 class V (gene tubb6). The record is from RefSeq and is a predicted model, not a curated record. NCBI's taxonomy places the organism in Eukaryota, Metazoa, Chordata, Actinopteri, Toxotidae. Bases 109 to 1449 code for a protein of 446 amino acids. Gene Ontology annotation, molecular function: GTPase activity; GTP binding; structural constituent of cytoskeleton. Gene Ontology annotation, biological process: microtubule cytoskeleton organization; mitotic cell cycle. The transcript has 6 exons. Gene Ontology annotation, cellular component: microtubule; cytoplasm.
GCUGGUCGCGCGCCGCCGUUUAACAGACGCUCACCGGCACCCGGCGGCGGAGGACCGACAAACCCAGAGGACUAACGGAGAGACAAGCGACCGGAGGAGAGAAGAAAGAUGAGGGAGAUCGUUCACAUCCAGGCCGGACAGUGCGGGAACCAGAUCGGGACCAAGUUCUGGGAAGUGAUCAGCGAUGAGCACGGCAUCGACCCGGCGGGGAACUAUGUGGGCGACUCGGCUCUCCAGCUGGACCGGGUCAACGUCUACUACAACGAGGCCUCCUCACAUAAAUACGUCCCCCGGGCAGUGUUAGUUGACCUGGAACCAGGAACCAUGGACAGCGUUCGCUCGGGAGCCUUCGGACAACUCUUCAGACCAGACAACUUCAUCUUCGGUCAGACAGGUGCGGGGAACAACUGGGCCAAAGGUCACUACACGGAGGGGGCGGAGCUCGUGGACUCCGUCCUGGACGUAGUGAGGAAGGAGUGUGAGCACUGCGACUGUCUCCAGGGUUUCCAGCUGACUCACUCACUGGGGGGCGGCACCGGCUCAGGCAUGGGCACCCUGCUGAUCAGCAAGAUCCGGGAGGAGUACCCGGACCGGAUCAUGAACACCUUCAGCGUCAUGCCCUCACCUAAGGUGUCAGACACCGUCGUGGAGCCUUACAACGCCACCCUGUCGGUCCACCAGCUGGUUGAGAACACAGACGAGACAUACUGCAUCGACAACGAGGCCCUGUACGACAUCUGCUUCCGCACUCUUAAACUCACGACUCCAACCUACGGCGACCUCAACCACCUGGUGUCGGCCACUAUGAGCGGCGUGACGACUUCGCUCCGUUUCCCCGGGCAGCUCAAUGCAGAUCUCCGCAAGCUGGCCGUCAACAUGGUGCCUUUCCCCCGACUCCACUUCUUCAUGCCGGGAUUCGCUCCUUUGAUGGCGAGGGGCAGCCAACAGUACCGAGCCCUCACUGUUCCCGAACUCACCCAGCAGAUGUUUGAUGCCAGGAACAUGAUGGCGGCCUGCGACCCUCGCCACGGCCGCUACCUGACCGUUGCCACGGUUUUCCGCGGGCCCAUGUCCAUGAAGGAGGUGGACGAGCAGAUGCUGAACGUCCAGAACAAGAACAGCAGCUACUUCGUGGAGUGGAUCCCCAACAACGUCAAGGUGGCCGUCUGCGACAUCGCUCCCCGGGGGCUCAAGAUGGCCGCCACCUUCAUUGGUAACAGCACGGCCAUCCAGGAGCUGUUCAAGAGGAUCUCGGAGCAGUUCUCGGCCAUGUUCCGCAGGAAGGCCUUCCUGCACUGGUUCACGGGCGAGGGCAUGGAUGAGAUGGAGUUCACCGAGGCGGAGAGCAACAUGAACGACCUGGUGUCCGAGUACCAGCAGUACCAGGAGGCCACCGCGAACGACGGCGAGGAGAACUUUGAGGACGAGGAGGACGAGAUGAACGAGUAAGGAGACCAAACACGACUGGUGAAGGUCUGAGACAACACUGGUAGGGCGGUCAUGGUGUCAGAGUAAGAACAGCCCAGACUAGUUGUAGUGAAACAAUGAGACAGUCAGUCGACCGUAAACUAGUUAGUCUGAGUUUGAUCAUUGAUACUUUUGUUUAAGUAAAAACAUUAAACAUUUGCACCAGCUGCAAAAAUCCAGUAUUUAAGAUGAAUCCUGUUUUUCUUAAAGAGACUUUUCUGCUUCCUUUUAAAGGGAAUAAGUUUUUUUAUAGACCUGCAAAAGUUUUUCUAAUCCAGAACCCAAAUGUUCCACAACGGGUUCUUUUUUCUUUUACUCUGGUAACUGGUUCAAAGAUCACGACAAACUUCACAACUUGCAUUAACUGAUUUGUACUUACUUUGAUUUGAGGAGGUUCAGACUCUGAAAUGAGUGAAUCCAAAUGGUUUCUCCUGAGAAUGUGUUCCAGAAUAAGGCGACGACCUCUGACCUUUUUAUCAGUUUCAGAAAUGCAAAGAGGAGAAAACACAACAUGUUUGGUUACAGCUGAUAAAAUUCACACAUCAUUUACAAAAUCACAAUCAAGAUGUUUGUUGUGUUUGUUGUUCUCAGACUGUGAUUUCUGUACAUGUGAGCAGGUUGUGUGGCUGAAGGGAGGUGGAAAUAAAAGCUUCUUUCAAGGCCUUAAAGUGUUA